Messenger RNA from Cucumis sativus (cucumber), 1921 nucleotides. Its product is annotated as putative glucuronosyltransferase PGSIP8. Gene Ontology annotation, molecular function: glycosyltransferase activity. The coding region runs from base 328 to 1752 and encodes 474 amino acids. The record is from RefSeq and is a predicted model, not a curated record. The transcript has 5 exons. Lineage: Eukaryota; Viridiplantae; Streptophyta; Magnoliopsida; Cucurbitales; Cucurbitaceae.
CGUCUAACCUCGUGACUCACUUCCCCCUUCCCCCUUCCCCCUUCCCCUUCCCGCUCGAACAAUAAAAACCAAACAGACCCAACUCAAAAUAAUUCUCCCUCCCCUUCGCCGCCCUCACUUCCUCCUCCGUUUCCGCCGUCUCUCUAUCUAAACAACGAACCACCUUCCUUCAGAUUGCGAAACAUCGUUUCCUCUCAUUGAAGAACUGAUAAUAAAAAAAUUCAGACGUCAGAGAGAAACAGAGGAUAACGUCUGAUCGAACUGAUCGAUGGAUCGAUGCUGAGGUUGAGGUGUAGUGGAUGAGAGAUUUGGAGAAACGGAACGGAGAUGAUGAGUUUCAACGGUGUAUUCAGGAUUUCAGCACUGCUGUUUGUGUUAGUGUUUGCGACGGCGGUUGUUGAUGAAUCAGUAGCGGAGUAUACGAAGAUGAAAACGAAAACGUCGAAGCAUAGAAACGCUUAUGCAUCGAUGAUGUAUAUGGGAACGCCUAGGGAUUAUGAGUUCUAUGUAGCGACGAGAGUGUUGAUUAGAUCGCUUGUGAAGCUUAACGUUGAUGCUGAUCUCGUCGUCAUUGCGUCUCGCGAUGUGCCCGUCCGUUGGGUUCGUGCUCUGGAAGAAGAAGAUGGAGCAAAAGUGGUGAGUGUUGAUAACGUAAACAACCCAUAUAGGAACCAAUCCAACUUCGAUAGAAGGUUCAAGCUAACAUUGAACAAACUAUACGCAUGGAGCUUAACAGAUUACGACAGAGUAGUGAUGUUAGAUGCCGACAACCUCUUUCUCCAAAAGACUGACGAGCUCUUCCAAUGCGGUCAGUUUUGUGCAGUCUUCAUCAACCCUUGUGUCUUCCACACCGGCCUUUUCGUUCUUCAGCCAUCAAAGAGGGUAUUUGAUGACAUGAUGAAUGAGGUGAGAGUAGGAAGAGACAACCCAGAUGGUGCAGAUCAAGGGUUCAUUGGGAGCUACUUCCCUGAUUUGCUCAACCAGCCUAUGUUCUAUCCUCCUUCUAAUAGCUCAAUUCUUGAUGGCAACUUUAGACUCCCCUUGGGCUACCAAAUGGAUGCUACUUACUAUUACUUAAGAUUGCGAUGGAGCAUUCCUUGUGGUCCAAAUAGUGUGAUAACGUUUCCAGGGGCACCAUGGUUGAAGCCAUGGUAUUGGUGGUCAUGGCCUAUACUACCUCUCGGCCUCCAGUGGCAUGAACAACGUCGCCACACUCUCGGGUAUGGAGCAGAAAUGCCAUUAGUUCUAAUCCAAAUCCUACUCUACUUAGGCAUUCUCGCCAUGAUCCGUCUCGCCCGCCCUAAUCUCACAAAACUCUCUCACCGUCGAUCAGAAAAACCCACCGCCUCCUUCCACUCCGCUUUAAAACUCGGCGCCUUCUGGUCCAUCCUCGCCGCCUACGUCCUUCCCUUCUUCAUUAUCCCCACCACCAUCCACCCUCUCCUCGGCUGGGGCCUCUACUUACUCGGCUCCUCCACCUUCUCCUUCCUCGCCUCCACUGUCUUCCUCCUCCCUCUCCUCCCCCUCCUCCUCCCCUCCAUCGGAAUCCUCGGCGCCCUUCUCGUCAUGGCCUUCCCCUUCUACUCUGACGGCGUCGUCCGUGGACUCUUCAUCUUCCUCUACGCCUUCUGCGCCGCGCCGGUUGUUUGGUCGGCUGCGGUGAGGACGGCGGCGGCGAUUCAGUCGUCGGCGUCCUUCGUAGUGAAAUCCGGUGAGACUUUGCCGUCUUCUAGGUUUAAUAAAUGGUGUUGAGGGUUUUUUUUUCUUUUUUUCUUUUUUUCUUUUAAAUAUUUAUUUUUGGGGGAUAGAAUUGGAAAUUGGAAAUUGGAAAAGGUUUGGUUUGGUGUAAGAAAAGUUGGUGUUAAUACUUAAUUUUUAUACAGGGAAAGAGAGUAAUAUAUAGUUUUUUGUUUCGCUUUUA